AUGGCUACACCAACAUCUACUAGUGCGACUACCGCGAGCGUGACUUCGUCCGACUCGUUGCCAUCAUGCACAACGGCAGUCCCGGGCAAGUACGGACACGUCCCGAUCGACGCCUGCAACUCGUACUAUGCCUUUGACCCCAGCUUUGAAGGCAACAUCGCAUUUGCCGUUCUCUUUGGCCUGUCGUUUGUCGCGCACAUUACCCAAGCCAUUCUUUAUAGAAAGAGAUUCUGCUGGGUUCUUUGCGUCGGCGCGUCGUGGGAACUGAUAGCCUUCAUCCUUCGAUCCCUCGGCGCCAGAGACCAACAGCAGAUGGGUUACCAGAUUGGCGGGCAGCUCUUGUUCCUACUUGCUCCACUAUGGAUCAAUGCAUUCGCCUACAUGCUCUCGGCCAGACUCGUGUACUUCGUCCUGCCCGACCAGCGCGUGUUCCGCGUCAAAGCGACGGCCCUCACCAAGAUCUUUGUGACAAUGGAUGUCGUCUGCUUCCUGGUGCAAGGGGCGGGCGGCGCGAUGAUGUCCAACACGGAGGCGGCAUCGGACGACCCCAUCCUGCGGACCGGCAAGCAGGUGUACAUGAUUGGGUGCGGCUUGCAGCUCGCUUUUAUUGUCGUCUUUUGCGGGCUCAUCGGUCGCUUCUACGUCAAGAUGAGGCGGGCACAAAGAUUCGACCUCGACUUGAAACGGAUCGGGGCCAUGGUGUUGGUGAUGUUUGCGGUGUUGAUUCUCAUCAUUAUCCGGAUCAUCUUUCGGUUGGUCGAGUUCGGACCGGGGGCGAACAUGAACAACCCGAUUCUGACAAACGAGAACUACGCGUUCGGGCUCGACGCACUGCCGAUGGUGCUCGCGCUCGUGUUGCUCAACGCUGUGCAUCCGGGUAUCGUGCUCAGGGGCGAGAACAGCGAGUUCCCUCGGCUGUCGAUGAAGGAGAAGAAGCAGGUGAAGCUAGAGAGGAAGGCUGCCAAGAGGGAGUCCAAGCUGGCCAAGAAUGCAGCAAGGGAGCAGAAGAAGAAGGAGAAGGCGGCGGGCUUGGAGGUGGAUAGUGAGGGUGACUAUGUUGCCAUGGAGGAGAGACCGUUGGCGGCGGAUGAAUAUGACAGCGAUGACAGGACUGGCGCUAGGGGAAGCCAUCAUGUCUAG
Colletotrichum fioriniae is the source of this 1140-nucleotide messenger RNA. RefSeq lists its product as uncharacterized. Lineage: Eukaryota; Fungi; Ascomycota; Sordariomycetes; Glomerellales; Glomerellaceae. Gene Ontology annotation, cellular component: membrane. The record is from RefSeq and is a predicted model, not a curated record.